This is a messenger RNA of Penaeus vannamei (Pacific white shrimp), 3814 nucleotides long. The record is from RefSeq and is a predicted model, not a curated record. Lineage: Eukaryota; Metazoa; Arthropoda; Malacostraca; Decapoda; Penaeidae.
AUGCACCCAGAUGUGAGAUGUAAACAUGGCGAGCGGGGCGGACGUCACCCAAAAAAUUUCUGAGGCGGAGGGCGAAUUAGAGGGACUUUCUCUCUCCAAUGAAGAGCCCAAGGAUGACCAAAUCAACGAGGAUGACCGCAAGGUGGAAGCCCUUCAGAAUGGAGUGGAAGUGCACUGGGGAUUCGGCUUGCAAGACUUGUACCGGAUCGCUCUCAAAUUUUAUAAAGAUAAGGAAGGAAAAGCUGUACAUCUUGGAUAUGCUGAGAAGUGUUCGUUAGUUGCUCUCACACAGCAGGUGACGCAUGGCCCAUAUGAUCCCGUUUCUUCACCACCAGUUGGAGUGCUGGAUGUUGUUGGAAAAGAUAGAAGGCUAGCAUGGCAGACGCUGGGGUCAAUGGGCCGAGAGGUGGCCAUGGAGCAGUUUGUAAACAAGCUGACCGAUCUUGUUCCAACCUUCCGUCCCUAUGUUGAAGCACUCUGGGCAGACAAAUUAGAGAAGGAGAGAUUAGCGAGAGAAGAAGAAGAAAGAAGGAAGGAAGAGGAGGAGAAGAGAAAGCUUGAGGAGGAAGAGAGGAGAAAGGAGGAAGAGGAGAGGAAAAAGCAGGAGGAAACAAAGCGACAGAUCCAAGAAGCUCUGAAUCAACAGACCUAUGAGCAGUUCCGCUCAUAUGCUGAGCAGCAGUUUCCUGGCAACCCAGAACAGCAAGCAGUGUUGAUAAGGCAGCUUCAGGAUCAACACUAUCAGCAGUAUAUGCAGCAGGUUUACCAACAACAGCUCCUCCUUCAACAACAACAGCAGGAACAGCCUCAAACAGAGGAUGGAAAUUGUCAAGUUGGUGGUGAGAGUCAGACAGAGGGCGGUGAGGAAAGUCCGGCACCUGAAGAAAAUGGACAUGAGUCUGAUGGUGGUGAAGAAGAUUCUGAAGAUGAAGAAACAUCCCAGAAUGUUGCGCCAGCCUCAAUGUGGACAAGACGAGAUAUUCAGGAUUUUAAAGAAUCCAUUCGACGAGAGGGUGGAGAUUCAGUCAUUAAGGUUGGGCAUGGAGAGACUGUAACGGUCCGAGUUCCUACCCAUGAAGAUGGAACAUGCUUGUUUUGGGAGUUUGCCACUGAUAACUAUGAUAUUGGCUUUGGUGUCUACUUUGAGUGGACAAAAGAUACAAGUAAUGUAGUGUCUGUUCACAUCUCAGAGAGUGAAGAAGAGGAGGAAGAGGAAGAACCUGAAGGUGAGGGUGAUGAUGUUGAGAGGUUAGCUGGCCGCAAGCACGAGAAUGGCCGACCAGCCCAGUCAGUAAUAAUUCCUGUGUACCGACGAGACUGCCAUGAGGAGGUGUAUGCUGGGUCUCAUGCCUAUCCUGGCACUGGCGUUUAUUUACUCAAGUUUGAUAAUUCCUACUCCCUGUGGCGGAGUAAAACCUUGUAUUACCGUGUUUAUUACACAAGAUGAAAAAGGAAUCAGGCAUCCACAGACCUGGUCCUUGUUUCCAUGCUUGUAAUUCCUAUAAUGGGGGUAGGGUCAGGCUUAUGUAUGGUUGGAAGAUGUUACUGUAAAUUUUAUUUAUCAGAAGAGUAUGUAUAUGGAGCUACUGAUAUUUUUUAGAAAAAUUGUAGGUAAUGACCUCAAAAGAAAAAGAAAACAUAAAUUAUGGGAAAAUUCAGUUGUUUGACUGAUAAUGUAUGCAUAUUCAAUUACUUAAGCUAAUGUAAGAUGCUAUAUUGAUAUGCAAAGAAAGUUUAUUGAAUCAUGUUUGGAUAUUGUAUAUGUAAGUCAUCAGAUAAGCUCUGAUCCAUUCCUGAAGGUAAGAAGUAUUUAGCCUGAGAAAUUAUUCUUUGAAACUGUAAAAGAUAGUUUUUCUUAUAUGGAUGAAAAAAUUAUUUAUUUGUCAGGAUGAUUAUCUGUGUAGAGUAUAUGAAUAUAAAUUAUAUCAAAUUAACCAUAAUUUUCUUGACCAAGUAUCAAGUAUUUGUGUCUUAACGCAACAUAAUUUUUCUCUUUUCCUCAUCGUCUUUGCUUCUCCUAUUUUUCCUCUUCGUCUUUACUUUUCCGUCUUUUCUUUCCUUUUAGCAUUUCCCUGCUCACCUCUCACCUCUCUCGUCUGCUCUCUCUUGUCUCUCCUCUUUCCAUUUUCCUUUCUCCCUUCACAUAGACAAGCAUACAAAUGCAAACAUGGACACAGACAAAAACACAAACACAUAAACACAUUUGAAUGCAUGCAAGUAUGCACAUACAUUUUAUUGUAAAUAUAUGAAAAAGAAAAACAAUAAAUCCUUAUUGCUUUGUUGUAGAUUCUAAUUCAUUUUAUUUUAUUUGUAGUUUUGAGUAUUGUGUUUUUAGAUAUUGUUGCAGAAUUACUGAUAAUUUGACUAGUUGGGUAUUUGAGGAUAUAGUAAAAUAGAAUAAUUAUUUUUAUGAAUUUGGCAUUUUUUUACAUUGUGUCUGUUGAUACUGCAUUAGAUGGCUAUUUCUGGAAACUCAUGUCCAUUCGUCCUUUUAUCCAAUAUUAGGGAUUUGGCAGCUUGAACGCACAAAUGAUAACAGUAAUGAUAGAGGAAAAAGAACAAGAAAUUCCUACAUAUGUUUAACUUUAUUACUUUUACCUUUAGUUAUAAUUAUUCACCAAUUAGAAAUGCUCAAAAGUGAAAAAAAGUAAAUAUAUAUAUCAGAUACAUAAAAAGUAGGGAUCUUGUACAGUUUAUGGGGUAUGUUUUACUUUUAUCAAAAGUGAAAUAAUGGCAUAUUUGUGGCAGACAGAGGACGUACCAUUCAUGAUAUUUUUUUAUGUUCAUGAUUGUGGAAUAAAUAGGAAUUUAAGUUGCGGUGCAUGUUUACGUUUACGGAUUUUUCUAUAUUUUUUCCCUUUGCCUUCAUGUUACUAAAACACUUUAAUUCAUUUGUGAAUAUUGGUAGUAUUGAUUUGUUCUUUUUUAACCUUGAGGAAAGAGAAAAGCACAAAAUGAUUAUUAGGCAUAAUUUUUAAUGGAAAGGUGUACAAUGUAAUAAUUACAGUAAUCAAACUCAAUGUUUUAUUAAUUGUAAGGAAGAUAUGCAAGGGAUGCUACCAGUAUCAAUUUUAGAUGUUCCACUGAUCUGUUGAUUUUUAGAAUUGCUAACUUCCAAUUUUUCUUAAAUAUUAAGGAAAAGUAAAGAUAUAGUAAUUUCAUGAACUUGCAUACUUAUAGGCCUCAUACUAAAUUUAAUGCAAUAGAAUAGAACACAAACACAAUAAGGUUUGUACAAAGAUGAAAUGGAACACCAAGAAAGUAACAAUAAAUCAUAACAUUUUGAAUUGGAUUUAACACCUCAUAUGAUGAUCAAACCGACACUGAUCAUCUAUUUUUUUUUUUUUUUUAGCCUGCUGAGGAGUCUAUUGUAACUCAAGACUUAAUUGAUUUGGCCUUUUUAUUGUAGCAAUAUUUCCUUUGAACGUGAUAGGGUUCUAUGAAAUUUUAUUUAUUUCAAUAUCUUAUUGACUCAUUGAAAAUCUAGAAAAAAAAACACAUUUGAUGGACUGUACAGGGAAUGGCCUGAAAAAAAGAAGAAAACUUGAGCUGCACUUUGUUGUUUAUCUGCACUUCAGUUUCCAAAUAGAUCCAUGACAUAAACAAGUAAAAGAACAAAUAUCAACAUUUUUUCCCCCUGUUCCCUGUAGAUUGCACAAAUGAAAGACAAGUGCUUCCAAGAAACAAUGUCAUUACAGUAUUAACAAAAUAAGCCCUUUAAUUUGUGAAUUCCUAGUAGGUGCCAGAUAACUGCAUCCAGUUUUGAUUUGUGUUGAGUACAGAUUUUGCAAGUAGAAAAAAAACAAAAAAAAAA